Messenger RNA from Cavenderia fasciculata, 369 nucleotides. RefSeq lists its product as uncharacterized. The transcript is spliced from 2 exons. NCBI's taxonomy places the organism in Eukaryota, Evosea, Eumycetozoa, Acytosteliales, Cavenderiaceae. The record is from RefSeq and is a predicted model, not a curated record. The coding region runs from base 1 to 369 and encodes 122 amino acids. Gene Ontology annotation, cellular component: mitochondrial large ribosomal subunit. Gene Ontology annotation, biological process: mitochondrial translation. Gene Ontology annotation, molecular function: structural constituent of ribosome.
AUGAACAUUAUCGUUAGAAGAUCACAAUUGGUUAGAAAUACAGCAUCUCUAUUGAGAGCUGGUGAAAAUUAUAGAUUAAUGACAGGUCAAGAGAGAAGUGGCAAUGCUGCUGGACCACUUCAUGAUUUACCAGAUUUUCACUUUGCUGAUGGUAGACCAGCACCAGUUACACAUACUCAGAUGAAAUGGCAACAAUUUAGAUCAAACACUGAUAACAUUUUAAAUAGAAUGAUGGACGAGGUCAAAGUUGAUCAAAGUCAAGUCACCUCUAGAAUCGAUAAUAUGCAAACUUAUAUUGAUCAAAAGAUCACUCAAUCAAAAGAAAAGAGAGCACAAAAGAAGGUCGUUUUUGAAAAGACUGACAAUUAA